Molecule: messenger RNA, 851 nt
Organism: Vanrija pseudolonga
Lineage: Eukaryota; Fungi; Basidiomycota; Tremellomycetes; Trichosporonales; Trichosporonaceae
Exons: 3
Coding region: 27-803 (258 amino acids)
Cellular component (GO): mitochondrion
Molecular function (GO): fatty acyl-CoA hydrolase activity
Source: RefSeq, a predicted model, not a curated record
CAACAACAUCCACUCUCCCAUCACUCAUGCUUAAGACCGCACUCCAACGGCUGCCCUCGCGCGGACUGCACACCACUACCCCAGCGACUACUGACGCCGCGCAGGCCAAGCUCCAGGACCUAAUGACCAAGUUCAAAGACCCCAAGUCGCCGUUCUACCUCGCGCAGCAGCACGGCGAGGUGGGCCCCGCGUCGCCAGACGACCACACGGUCGCGCGCCCGCUCGCGGGGCAGGAGAAGCGCGCAGAGGGCUGGGCUCGCCCCGCGCCAUCGUACCCCGACCGCACGCCGCUCCAGCCCCACAUGAACCCCGACUACGACCGCGCGCGCGCGACCGCAAACGAGUGGUUCGACAGUAAUGGCUUCGACCCGGAGGGGAGAGUCGAGAUCCCUGUGCUGUGGGGCGACCAGGACAUGUUCAAACACGUCAACAACGUAAACUACCUCAAGUGGAUGGAGGCGCAGCGCCUGCGCUGGUUUGAGAACCUCGGCGCCGACAUUGGCACCGACACAGCAAAGGACUGGACCGGCGGCACCGGCACCGGCAUCAUCCUCAAGGACCAGUACAUCCGGUACCGGCACGCCGUGACGUGGCCCGACGCCGUGCUGUGGGCCGUCAAGCCGCACGGCAUCAACCAGGAGCGCGGCGAGUUCAAGCUCGCCCACGCGGCGUGGAGCCUCAAGGAUAACCGCCUGUGCGCGACCACCGACUCGACGAUCGUGCUGUUCGACCACGAUAAUACCCGCAGAGGCAAGAUGACGGACAAGGUCAAGGAGGUGCUUGACAGGCGCGCAAAGUUGUAAGCGCUGCUACGCUGUUGUAUUAGAUGCCAUGCAUCGGUGUGAGGGGGG